Rhopilema esculentum is the source of this 3721-nucleotide messenger RNA. RefSeq names its product neutral alpha-glucosidase AB. Gene Ontology annotation, biological process: N-glycan processing; carbohydrate metabolic process. The record is from RefSeq and is a predicted model, not a curated record. Gene Ontology annotation, molecular function: alpha-glucosidase activity; carbohydrate binding. NCBI's taxonomy places the organism in Eukaryota, Metazoa, Cnidaria, Scyphozoa, Rhizostomeae, Rhizostomatidae.
UCUUUAUCAUAAUUAAUGACGUCAUACGUUGAUACUCGUCACCAGAAUGAGGUCAGGAGCAAGGUCGUGGAAGCGUCUGUCGGGAAUCUAUACAAAGGCAUUAUGGCGGACGAAGGACACGUUGGGGAAGAGAAACCCAAAGAAACUGUCAACAGGACAGUUCUACAGCUGUUAAUACUUUGCCUUCUAAUUGAAAGCACCAUCUCUGUUGAUAGGAACAACUUUAAAACAUGCCAGCAAAGCAGCUUUUGUAGGAGAAACAGAGGCAUCCAAGAAGGCAACAGUCCUUACUCCAUUUUGCAAGAUAGUGUCAAAUUUGAUUCAGAUUCCAUAAAAGCCAAUCUUUUGAAUUCAAAAAAUAAUGUUUCUUUAGCCCUUACAAUUGAACCUUUAGAAAAAAACACAGCAAGAAUAAGGGUUAGAGAAUCAAACCCAAUCCGACCUAGAUAUGAAUGCAAAGAUUCUCUUGAUAAAGAACCUGCCAAAGUUAGCUACACAAAGGAAAAGGAAGAUGCAACUGGCUGCAGCAUAAAGUUUGAUGGAAACUCAAUUGCAUUGACUUACAAGCCUUUCAGACUAGACUUUUUUCAAAGUGGUGACCUUGUUUUAACUAUGAACAGCAGAGGCUUGAUGAAUUUUGAACACUAUCGACUUAGAAAGAAUAUUGAAGAGAAUGCAGAACACCCUAGUGAACAGGAAAUUAAUGAUGGGGAACCACCAGAGAAAAAGGCAAAAGAAGAUAGCAGUGAAAACAGUGAGCAGGGGGAGCAAUCAGAGAAAAAGGAAGAAAAUAAAGAAGAGGAGAAAUCUGAUGAUGCAAAAGAAGAGAAAAAGGCCAGUGAAGAUGAAGAAGGGAUGUGGGAAGAAUCUUUCAACAGUCAUGAAGACACCAAGCCACGAGGACCAAGCGCAGUAGCCCUGGACAUUUCUUUCACCGGAUUUGAUCACGUGUACGGCAUACCUGAGCAUGCAGAUUCAUUGGCUCUCAAGCAAACGACGGGUGGCGAUCCUUACCGCUUAUACAGCCUGGAUGUAUACAAGUACGAACUGUACAACCCAAUGGCAUUAUACGGAUCUAUCCCAUUCAUGAUUGGACACAGUAAACGUCGAACUGCUGGUGUAUUCUGGAACAACGCAGCUGAAACCUGGGUGGACAUCAAAUCUUCAAAGUCAAUGCUGAGCUCUUUGAUGUCGUUUUUCAAGUCUGAAGAAGCUGUUCCGGAAAUGGAUACUCAUUGGAUUUCUGAAAGCGGGAUCAUAGACGUGUUUGUGUUGCUUGGGCCUAAACCACAUGAUGUCUUCAAACAGUAUGCCACUUUAACAGGGACAACCCCAAUUCCACCGCUUUUUGGAAUUGCAUAUCAUCAGUGCAGAUGGAACUAUAACGACGAAGAAGAUGUUAAAGGUGUCGACGCGAAUUUUGACACUCAUGAUAUCCCUUAUGAUGUAAUUUGGCUUGAUAUUGAGCACACAAAUGGAAAACAAUAUUUGACCUGGGACACGGCAAAGUUUCCAAAUCCAAAGGAAAUGCAAGACAAUCUUGCGACACGUGGCCGAAAGAUGGUAACAAUUGUGGACCCACACAUCAAGAGGGACUCUAGUUAUCAUAUUCACUCUGAAGCAAGUGAGAAAAAUCUCUAUGUACUGAACAAAGACAAACAGCAAUAUGAAGGAUGGUGUUGGCCAGGAUCAUCUUCGUGGCUAGAUUUCUGUAACCCGGAAAUCAGAGAGUGGUGGGCAACUCGUUUUGCCUACGACAAAUAUGAGGGCUCAACACCAAACCUUUUCACGUGGAAUGACAUGAAUGAGCCGUCAGUUUUCAAUGGACCAGAAAUUACCAUGCACAAAGACGCAUUGCAUUAUGGGGAUUGGGAGCAUCGUGACGUCCAUAAUAUAUUUGGUGCAUACGUCCACCAAGCAACUAUGAUGGGCCAAAUUCAGCGGAGCGGAGGAAACGAAAGACCUUUUGUUCUUUCAAGGGCCUUCUUUGCUGGCAGUCAGAGAUUUGGCGCUGUUUGGACCGGCGAUAAUGCGGCGGAAUGGGACCACUUGAAGAUAUCGAUCCCAAUGUGCUUGUCAAUUGGAAUAGCUGGACUUCCGUUCGUUGGAGCUGAUGUUGGUGGCUUUUUCGACAACCCAAGCACGGAACUUCUUGUCAGAUGGUACCAGGCUGGAUCGUUCCUUCCAUUCUUCCGCGCGCAUGCUCACCUUGAUACCAAACGGAGAGAGCCAUGGCUUUUUGACGACAACACGAAAGCUUUCAUCCGAGAGGCAAUCAGAAGACGCUAUAUUCUCUUGCCAUACUGGUACACACUGUUCCGUGAGACUUCCAUCAAUGGAUCACCAGUCAUUAGGCCUCUUUGGGUGGAAUAUCCUGACGAUAGCAAAACCUUUGACAUUGAUGAUGAAUACCUUGUUGGCAAAGAUUUGCUGGUCAAACCAGUAACUGCAGCCGGACAAACGAGUGUGGAUGUUUACUUUCCAGGUGGAGAAAAAGAGCUUUGGUUUGACGUUGAAGACUUUUCAACUGUUUACAAUGGCGGACAGCAAGUCAAUGUAGCUGCUCCCCUUCAUAAGAUUCCCGUGUUCCAAAGAGGUGGAAGCAUUAUUCCACGCAAGGAGCGUGUCCGCAGGUCAUCUUCGCUCACGCAUAGAGACCCAUACACGCUGUUGGUGACACUAAACUCUUCGAUGGAAGCCUAUGGAGAGCUGUAUGUUGACGAUGGGCACAGUUUUGAAUACAAGAAUGGAAAAUAUAUCAUGAUGAAAUUUCAAAUGACUGGAUCAAAUUUCAUUGCUUGGCAUGAUCAUUCGAGCUUCGAAACGAAAGCAUGGAUAGAACGAAUUGUCAUUCUCGGUGUUACCAAACCCUUCAAAUCAGCCACCCUAAUGGCAGUCAAUCAAAUGAAAAAACUUGACGUUGGCUACAUCGCUCAGAAGAAAAUCUUUGUCAUCAAGAAACCAGAGAUUAAUAUUGGCAAUGACUUUUCAAUUGUUUUCGAUUAGCUGAACUCAACAAAUUAUUAUUGACUCCGUAAAAGGACAAUCCGAAGAUAAUAUUUUAAUUGUUGGUCAAAAGAUGUAUUUGGUUGUCCAGUUCACAAGAACUCUGGCACCUCCUCUUUCAAGCAUAGGAUCUGUUGCAUAAUAGUGUCAUUUUGCGUUUCCGAUCCCAAACAUGUUCUCGAUGUCUCUUUAGGCUCAAUAAUCUGUUACUGAACAAUCAGAAGUUAGAUAAGAGGCAAAAGGCCCAACUAGAUUUGAAAAUUGCCAGAACUGCUGAAAUUCUAUCUACACCUACCCCCCUUCCCCCAUCCUCCUCCAAAGGUUGUCACUACAUUCUCAAGAAAGUCAGAAGAAAGCGUGCGUGAGAUUACGAUGUUGGUUACUCUUAUCAGUUUCAACCACCUCGGUUGUAGCGUUUUUAAUUUGCCUUUCAAAAGAGUUUCCUUCUAGAUCUCUCUUGAGUUCAGUUGUUUUCGUUCUUGUUCAAGUCACUGAUUUUUCAUUUGUAAGAUCGUACACUUGUCCCUGCUGUGAAACAGUCUUGUCAACGCCAUGUUUUGUCUGCACCAAUCUAUGUUUCUUUUAUGUUAGCGUUAAUGAACUAAAAGCAAUUUGAAAAUGCUUAAACGAAUAAAAAAUUUUAAUAGAUCGAUCAUGAAAUUUCUUUGAUGUUUUAAAUUGUAGCACUGAAAACUGAUGAAAUGCAUUAAGUGAC